This is a messenger RNA of Rattus rattus (black rat), 950 nucleotides long. It is a transcript of the gene Setd9, whose product is annotated as SET domain containing 9. NCBI's taxonomy places the organism in Eukaryota, Metazoa, Chordata, Mammalia, Rodentia, Muridae. The record is from RefSeq and is a predicted model, not a curated record.
UCGCAUGUUGAAUACUAGCUACUUGGAUGGUCAUUGUUGGGGGUUAGAGAUCGCUGAACUUUCACAAAGAAUUGCUUUUUCCAAGGUCUUAAUUUUAGUGUAUUUUAAUUCAUUAAGGGCAAUAACCCAGAAAUCAUCCAGAACACUAAUUUUUGUCGAUUGAUGCGUAAAUGGAAACUUUUCAGAUUCUUCAACACAUUACAGAGGACUCCAUAGAUAAAAUUAUUGCUGGUGAAGUUGUUCUAGGAACGUUGCCAAAGGUUUCCCAGGCUCUAUUUUUAAAUGACCAUAGUAAACAAUCAAAUCUCUCUGUGCUUCCAGAACCUGUUGAGUCAAAAUAUCAACACCUUCGGGGAAUUCAGCAUCAAAAGGUGAAACUGCUUGAAAAUGGUUAUCAACGAUAAAAUGGCUUUAAGCCAAAAGACAUUCUUUGUAAGACCUUGGGUUUCAGUGUUGCUUGAGCAAAUCACUGAGAUGUGUCUAUCACUGAAGGACUUGGUACCAAAGGAGCAAAAUCUAUGUGUCCUAUUACAGUAUAUCACAAGCAUGACCAAUUCUUUCACUCCAUUGGAAACUCUUUUAGUUUUAGAUUAGAUGGGAUGCUCAGUGAUGGCAAUGACAGAGGAAUAUCAAAAAUUCUAUUCCAGCAAUUAAUGCCCAUAUUCACACUCAGUUAUAUGAUAUGGGAUUUUGCAACUGGCCCUUUAAGAAUGAAUGACAGUAUAUAGUUAAUAUCAGAAACUCACAAUCCACUCCUUAUAGGAUGGUAUGUCCACAAUUGUUCAGACACCAGAACCACUAAUGUCUACUAUCAGGAAUUUGAUGUGCCCAUAGUUUCCCCUAGAGAACUGAAGCAAAUUUCCCAAACACAGCCUGCAGCAGCAAUGAAGGUCUGCCUUUUUAAAUCAGCAUGCCCAGUCUUUGUUAGACUACACUUGAACAAGAGUUAA